Molecule: messenger RNA, 552 nt
Organism: Jaculus jaculus (lesser Egyptian jerboa)
Lineage: Eukaryota; Metazoa; Chordata; Mammalia; Rodentia; Dipodidae
Gene: Acot13
Product: acyl-CoA thioesterase 13
Exons: 3
Coding region: 41-463 (140 amino acids)
Molecular function (GO): fatty acyl-CoA hydrolase activity
Source: RefSeq, a predicted model, not a curated record
AUGGUCGCGCAGGAGCCCAGAGGUUGGCGUUCUGUCCACGAUGAACGGCCUCACCCAGACAUUGCGGGAAGUCAUGAAGGCCUUCGCCCAAGCUCGCGGUUUUGAUAGAGUUUUGGAAAAGGUGACUGUUGUCUCCGCUGCUCCUGGGAAAGUAACUUGUGAAAUGAAGGUGGAAGAACAGCACACUAAUAAACUGGGCACCCUCCAUGGUGGCAUGACUGCCACCCUCAUAGACUGCAUAUCAACAGUGGCUCUGUUAUGCUCGGAAAGGGGGGCGCCUGGAGUCAGUGUGGACAUGAACAUAACGUAUCUGUCACCUGCUAAGAUUGGAGAGGAGGUAGUGAUUACAGCUCAUGUUCUGAAACAGGGAAGAACGCUUGCAUUUGCCUCUGUGGAUCUGACCAACAAGGCCACAGGAAAACUAAUAGCACAAGGGAGACACACAAAACACCUGGGAAACUGAGGGGCCAGCAGGGAGGCCCCAACCCCAGCCGCCAGUAUCAAAGAGCUUCGAUGUGAACAACUUUCUGAAAUAAAUUAGCAAAACCACAA